Molecule: messenger RNA, 693 nt
Organism: Branchiostoma floridae (Florida lancelet)
Lineage: Eukaryota; Metazoa; Chordata; Leptocardii; Amphioxiformes; Branchiostomatidae
Product: serine/threonine-protein kinase PDIK1L-like
Exons: 4
Coding region: 1-693 (230 amino acids)
Biological process (GO): protein phosphorylation
Molecular function (GO): protein kinase activity; ATP binding
Source: RefSeq, a predicted model, not a curated record
AUGAAUGCGGAGAGGGAGCUUGAGCCCCUGUUAGCUCUGGCCCAGCACCAUCAUCCUAACAUUGUGCUGUUUAUUGAAGAUUUCAAGGACAAAAGCAGCCUGUGGCUCGUGAUGGAGUUCUGUCCGCUGGGGACUAUGAAGUUCCUGCUGGAAAAUGGACCCUCCUACAACGAGCAAUUCAUGCGGCAGAUCGCCGAUGCUGUCGCCUACCUGCACGGCUGUGGUAUUGUGCACCGGGACCUGAAGCCUGACAACGUCCUGGUCUCUGGUACUGAACAAGACCCAAUCGCAAAGGUGGCUGACUUUGGAUUGGCUAAGUACUACCUGCAAACAGACGGGGUAUUCUUUUGGUACGCUGCCCCGGAGAUUUGGGACCGUCACUACACCGAGAAAUGUGACGUGUACUCCAUGGGUGUCAUGUUCGCCGCCAUGCUUGACCGUACAAUUACAACAAAAACUGUCGACAGGAAACCCCUUCUAGUUGUCUACAUCAAUGGGGAGCCAGUGGCCGAUGUGCAGCUUCGAAACCCCGAAAUCAACCUGGCAGAUCACAUCAUGACAGGACAGCCAGACAACAUGCUCAAAGAAAUCAUUCUUCGCAUGAUGGCAUAUGACUAUCAUGCCCGUCCCACCGCAGCGGAAGUCAACACAUCAAUUCGUCAAAUACAGUCGGAGCCAUGUACACUGUCGUGA